GCUUCAAUUGAACACUCCAAGCUCCAUUAGCAAACUUUUGCGUAGUUCCAUCUAUCAUCUUCACUCUAUCACACUUACAGCCUUACAGACAUGGAAUAUCCUAAAGCGGUUCCAACGAGCAGCUGCCACGUGUUGGCCAUGCCUUAUCCCGGUAGAGGACAUAUAAACCCGAUGAUGAAUCUCUGCAAGCUUAUGCAUUUAAAAAAUCCCAACAUUCUCUUCACCUUCGUGGUCACCGAAGAGUGGCACAGUUUCCUUAGCGGUUGCAAGAAGCCGGAGAUUAUCCGAUUUGACACAAUCCCCAAUGUUAUACCGUCAGAGCUUGUUCGAGCGAAAGAUUUUCCGGGAUUCUUGGAAGCUGUAGCAACGAAGAUGGAAGCUCCAUUUGAGCAACUUCUUGAUCGGCUUGAUUUGCCUGUGAAUGUGAUAAUAGCUGAUACUUAUUUGAGCUGGGUUGUCAGUGUUGGGAAUCGAAGGAAUAUUCCGGUGGCUUCUCUUUGGACUAUGCCUGCUCUUGUAUUUUCUGUCUUCUACCAUUUUGAUCUCCUUCCGGAAAAUGGGCAUUUUCCUGUGGAAUUAUCAGAAAGAGGAGAAGAGUGCGUGGAUUACAUCCCUGGAAUUCCUUCAACACGUUUAUUAGAUUUUCCAACAGUAUUUGAUGGAGUUGGGCGAAAAACACUGCACCUGGCCUUGGAACCUGCUUCAAUGGUGUCCAAAGCACAAUACCUGUUAUUCACUUCUGUCUAUGAGCUUGAAUCUCAAGUCAUUGAUGCUCUAAAAUUGAAGUUCCCCUUUCCUGUCCUCCCUUUAGGCCCUACCAUACCUUAUUUUGAACUAGAAAGCAAUUCUGCUUUAGCUACUAAUGCUUAUCAUCACAAUGUCUCUUACUACCUAGAAUGGCUAAAUUCCCAACCCAUGUGUUCAGUCUUAUAUAUUUCAAUGGGAAGCUUCCUUUCAGUUUCAAGUGCCCAAAUGGAUGAAAUCAUUGCUGGAGUUCUCAAUAGCGGUGUUCGGUUCCUGUGGGUGUCUCGUGGAGAAACAUCUCUGUUUGAAGAUGGUUGUGGUGAUAUGGGAUUAGUGGUCCCUUGGUGUGAUCAGUUGAGAGUGUUGUGCCAUCCUUCUGUUGGUGGUUUUUGGACACAUUGUGGUUGGAAUUCUACUCUUGAAGGUGUUUUCGCUGGAGUUCCAAUGCUUGCUUCUCCUAUAUUUUGGGAUCAAAUUCCAAACAGUAAAAAAAUUGUUACAGAUUGGAAGAUUGGAUGGAGUCUAAAACGAGGGACUCAAUCCAAAAACUUGGUGACACGAGAAGAAAUUGCAAAACUAGUGAAGAGUUUUAUGGAUCCAGAAAAUAGUGGGGUAAAAGAAAUGAGGAAAAAAGCGAAAGAACUUCAAGAGGUUUGUCAAGCAGCAAUUGCAAGAGGCGGAUCAUCUGAUGCUAACCUUGAUUCUUUCAUAAGGGAUAUUUCACAAUGCCAGGCCAAGUAAGUGUGUUGACAUCUUUAGGACUCUUCAUUGUGAACAGACCUGCUGGUUUUUCUUAGAGGAUUUAAUGCUGCAAUUUUUCAGUUUCUACAAGUUAACACCAUCAACUGUGUUACUUGUAAAUCUGUACCCUUUAGUUUCCCAAAUUCAUAAAUAGGCUCAGUUAUUAUUCUAUAUCUCAAUUGUCAAUUGAUGCUGUAACAAUCCUAUGAUGUUCAUUUUUACUGAACAGCUCAAAUGUUGAGUCAUAAGUGAAUUUGUUUUCAUACAUGUCAAACAACCUCUAGCUCUGCAUUAGUAUGGACAACUAGUGCUAGUAAUCUGUAAAUGUUAGCUACAUAAUUUGUUUUAGUUGUCUUCAAAUUUCUUGCAGAUAUUUUCA
Jatropha curcas is the source of this 1864-nucleotide messenger RNA. Its product is annotated as UDP-glycosyltransferase 87A1. Gene Ontology annotation, molecular function: quercetin 7-O-glucosyltransferase activity; quercetin 3-O-glucosyltransferase activity. The record is from RefSeq and is a predicted model, not a curated record. NCBI's taxonomy places the organism in Eukaryota, Viridiplantae, Streptophyta, Magnoliopsida, Malpighiales, Euphorbiaceae.